Messenger RNA from Mirounga angustirostris (Northern elephant seal), 1312 nucleotides. It is a transcript of the gene NFU1, whose product is annotated as NFU1 iron-sulfur cluster scaffold. Gene Ontology annotation, biological process: iron-sulfur cluster assembly. The record is from RefSeq and is a predicted model, not a curated record. Gene Ontology annotation, cellular component: mitochondrion. The coding region runs from base 198 to 959 and encodes 253 amino acids. The transcript has 8 exons. Gene Ontology annotation, molecular function: 4 iron, 4 sulfur cluster binding; iron ion binding. NCBI's taxonomy places the organism in Eukaryota, Metazoa, Chordata, Mammalia, Carnivora, Phocidae.
GUAGGUGCGCGAAGGUGCUCGGCAGCCGCGGCCCAGCUCCUGCGGCUCGCCCGUAUAGCCGCGCCGCCCGCGGCCGGCAGGGUGCGCUCUCCGCGGAGCCUGUCCUGCUCCCGGCCUGCCAGCGCCUGCGCCUGCGCGGGGCUUCCGCCGCUCGGCGAAGGGGGAGAGCCGCCCCACUGCGGCGCCCUGGGACUAAGAUGGCAGCGGCGGCCCGGCUGGGCUGGGGAGCUGCGGCUGCUGCCGCGGGGCUGCGUAGGCGAUUCUGUCCUAUGAUGAAUCCAUACAUCAUUAAGAAACAGCUUCUGCAUCAGUUCGUACAAAGACCACUUUUCCUACUGCCUACAACCUUAUAUAACACAGUGAGACACAUGUUUAUUCAAACACAAGAUACCCCCAAUCCCAACAGUUUAAAGUUUAUUCCAGGAAAACCAGUUCUUGAGACAAGGACCAUGGAUUUUCCCACACCAGCUGCAGCAUUUCGCUCCCCUCUGGCUAGGCAGUUAUUUAGAAUUGAAGGAGUAAAAAGUGUCUUUUUUGGACCAGAUUUCAUCACUGUUACAAAGGAAAGUGAAGAGUUAGACUGGAAUUUACUGAAACCAGAUAUUUAUGCAACAAUCAUGGAUUUCUUUGCUUCUGGCUUACCCUUAGUUACUGAGGAAACAUCUUCAGGAGAAGCAGGAUCUGAAGAAGAUGAUGAAGUUGUGGCAAUGAUUAAGGAAUUGUUAGAUACUAGAAUACGGCCAACUGUGCAGGAAGAUGGAGGAGACGUUAUCUAUAAAGGCUUUGAAGAUGGCAUUGUACAGCUGAAACUCCAAGGUUCUUGUACCAGCUGCCCCAGUUCAAUCAUUACUCUGAAAAAUGGAAUUCAGAACAUGCUGCAAUUUUAUAUUCCAGAAGUAGAGGGUGUAGAACAGGUUAUGGAUGAUGAAUCAGAUGAAAAAGAAGCAAACUCACCUUAAAAUAAUUAGAAUUUUCUUUGGGCCCAGCAGUUGGACUUAUUGAUAAUAUAUACCAAGCUUUUAUUAUUAAUCUGCUAAGGAACUUGAGGAUUAAUAAAAUAUGCCCCUUUUUUGGAGACUGAUAUAUAAACAUUGCAAUGUUUGCUUUACCUCAUAUGAGUUAUUUAUAACAUCCUGAAUCAUCCUCUGUACACGUGGAUUUUAUCCAGGGAUAUUUUAAUGUUUGUUCUUUAUUUCUCAUGGUUCCUUCUUUGCAUAAUGUAUGAAGCAGUUCAUUUUCCCUCAUUUAAUUUAUUUACUUUUUUUAUACAGAAGUAAAUGAGGAGAAUGCUUAUAAAAAUACUCUAAAAUGG